AUGGACUAUGCGAGACUGGAGACGAUCGCCAUACUACGGCUCGAUUACGGAGCAAACCCGAACGACUGCGGCGGCAGAGACCGGUAUCCCAUCGAGGUAGUAGUCAGAUACUGCCCCAUUGCUAUUCUGGAACGCUUGUUGGUGGCUGGCGCCAGCGUUAAUUUCCCCUCAGGGGACAACCACUCCGCGUUGGAGGCAGCCGUCCUGCGGGAGAUAGAUGCCAAGCCCGUCGUUUCCCGGCUCUUAGAUGCUGGUGCUGUAUUGCCACAGGACGCUAUAGGAAGGAAGCGACUUCUCGGUGGUGUGCUCGGGCUUUUUGUAAGCAACCCAUCUCAAAUGCCAUUCUUUGACAAGAUUGAAGUGCCCGACGGCCGCUUCCUGUUCAACACAUCCUUGGACUACGUCUUCGAAAAUGGUCCGGGGGUUGUUCUGAUGCUGUUGCUUUUUAAAUUCCCACAAGAAGAGGCUCACGAUCUUCGGUACGGCCUUGUGCUCCAGAUGGCCGCCUUAGCUGGGCAGCUAGAUCCGAUUCGUCUCUUACUGUCCCACGGAGUCGGUAUCAAUGCCACCGGGUACUACGAUGGCACAGCACUGAAAGCAGCUGCGCGCUUAGGCCACAACAAAAUCGUUCAUCAGUUGCUUGUGGCGGGAGCAAAUGACAACAUUGGCCAGGGUCGAUGGCACACAGCCUUGGAGGCAGCCGUGGCGAGUAACAAUGACACCAUCGUGGAGCUGCUCCUCAAGUACGGAGCUGAUUCGUACAUCGAGGCCAAUCGCCGCUACAAGGAUAGAGAUGUCCUUCAAUUAGCCGUCAAGUCUAACAAUGACCGGACUGUACAAAGACUGCUUGCAGCCGGUGCAGCAGCAGCGCUUUCCCGCGAGAAGUUCGAUUCUACUGCAGUGCUGCUGAAUUUGAGCAUCAAGCGUCGAAACAUCUUGAUGGUAGGCGCAUUGCUCCGAACGAAUGUACCAGUCAAUGAACCCCCCAUAAAUGAUAAUUUUUAUUUGAGCCGGGAUUGGAGUAGGCUGCCUAUUUAUGUGGCUGCCGAAUAUGGCCACGCUGAUAUUGUACACCUGUUAUUGGAGCGCGGCGCCAAUCCAGAUGGCAGUCUCAACUGUUCUAGGGACUGCGAUACCCCUUUUGAACUUGCCCUCAAAAAUGGUCAUCUUGAUGCUACGCUAGCCCUCGUGGUGGCUGGUGCCCGGGUGCUGUGA
Molecule: messenger RNA, 1215 nt
Organism: Grosmannia clavigera kw1407
Lineage: Eukaryota; Fungi; Ascomycota; Sordariomycetes; Ophiostomatales; Ophiostomataceae
Product: multiple ankyrin repeats single kh domain protein
Exons: 1
Coding region: 1-1215 (404 amino acids)
Molecular function (GO): protein binding
Source: RefSeq, a predicted model, not a curated record